AUGAAGAAGCCCUUUGGCCUCAGCAGCAAGAUGGGCAAGUGGUGCUGCCACUGCUUCCCCUGCUGCGGGGGCAGUGGCAAGAACAACGUAGGCUCUCUGGGAGACCACAACGACAUCGCCUUUUUGGAGCCAAGAUACCACGUCCAUCAAGAAGAUCUGGUCCCCAGAGCGGAUCUUAUCGUCGGGCUCAGGGGCCCUGGCGUGAACAAGAGGGACAAGAAGAAGAGAAUUUGCCAGUUAUUUUCUGACUAUAAAGAAAAACAGAUGCCAAAAAACUGUUCUGAAAACAGCAAUCCAGAACAAGACUUAAAGCUGACAUCAGAGGAAGAGCCACAAAGGCUUAAAGGAAGUGAAAAUAGCCAGCAUGAGAAAAUGUCUCAAGAACCAGACAUAAAUAAGGAUUGUGAUAGAGAGGUUGAAGAAGAAAUGCAGAGGCACAGAAGUAAUAACGUGGGAAUAUCAGAAAACCUGACUGAUGGUGCCACUGCUGGCAAUGGUGAUGAUGGAUUAAUUCCACAAAGAAAGAGCAGAAAACCUGAAAAUCAGCAAUCAGAGAAUGAAGAAUAUCAUAGGCCUGAAAAGAAAUUUAAUGAAAAGAACAAGGUCAAAAGUGAAAUACAUUCAGUGGAUGACCUUGAUGACAUAAUGUGGCCAUCUGAGAUAGCCUCAGAGGAUUAUGAUUUGCCUUACCCUAAUUAUGAGACUUUUAUGUUGCUCACUGAACAACUCAAAAUGGAUUUUAACGAUUCUGCUAGCCUAUCAAAAAUCCAGGCUGCAGUUCUUUCAGAUGAACACUUACUAGAACUUAAAAAUAAUCACUGUGAACAACUUACAGUAGAAAUUGAACAAAUGGAAAAUAUGAUUCAUGUACUACAAAAGAAGCUGUCUGAAACAAAAGAAACACAAUUAUAGUUAGAGCAUGAAAAAGAUGAAUGGGAGCAAGAACUCUCCACUCUGAGGCCACACGUGCCAGCAGCUGCACAGUUACUUCUCUGUUUAGCCAGUGUGGAGCCUAGGACAUCAGAAGUGCAGAUAAAGUCUGACUCUUUGAAGCAUAGCCAGGGGGCAUGGCUAAUUCCACAUGUCCGCAGGCCUUUCCUAGUGGCUCCAAAACAGAAGUCUGAAAUGGGUCUCACUUGGCUAAAAUCAAGGUUUCGGCAGGAUGGCAUUUCUUCUGGACACUCGGGAGAAUCUGUUUCUCUACCUUUUUGAACUCCUAGAGGCCACCUGUAUUCCUUGGCUCUUGACCUCACUCUUCAGUCUUCAAAAGAAGCAACAUCAAGUAGUCUUCCUCAUGCUGCCAUCUCUGUUUCUCCAUCUUCUGUCUUCCUCUUCCACCUUGAAGAGGUUGGUGAUUGCACUGGACUCAUCUUGAUAAUCUAGGAUUCUGUUUCUAUUUUAAGGCUCAUAGGCAGAAGGGACUUGCCUUGUCUCAGAUAAGACUUUGGACUGUGGACUUUUGAGAAGUGCCUUUUGCUUCCUGCCAUGAUUCUGAGGCCUUUCCAGCAAUGUGGAACUGGAUCAGGAGGAGGUCGAGCAGAAAGAGAGGAAGCACAAGAAAACGACAGAGGCUCUAGUAGCCGCUUUGCAGGCUUGCAAAGUUCAGGAUCCCCAAGGACGUAGUUUCACUCUUGUUGCCCAGGCUGGAGUGCAAUGGUGUGAUCUCGGUUCACCGCAACUUCUGCCUCCCAGGUUCAAGCGAUUCUUCUUCAGCCUCCUGAGUAGCUGGGAUUACAGGCAUGUGCCACCAUGCCUGGCUAAUUUUGUAUUUUUAGUAGAGAUGGGGUUUCUCCAUGUUGGUCAAGCUGGCCUUUAACUCCCAGCUCCAAACUCCGGAGAUUUGGAAUUGGUGAAGGCUCUCCCUUCUCUCUCUUUGUCCCUGAGCCCAAGCUGGGAAGGGCCCCACACUGUUCUUCUUUCAGCCCCCUCAGUGGUAAAAGUUACAGGUAUCAACUCCUGGAGUCAAAGCCUGGAAAGCUGUGGGAGCAACCCCUGACAGCCCAGAGGAACAUCCUGAAUAUCAAUAUGAAGAAAUAAGAUAUCUGAAGCUACAAAUCAUAAAAGAUAAGUGAGAGCUACUCAUCUUACUCAGUCCCACCUUUACCUCAGCAAAUACUUUGUCAUUUCUAUUUUUCUCUUUAGAUUUGCCACCAGAUAUUAGAACUUCUUUUUAAUGCAUUUUUGCAGAAAGAUUUUAGUUAUCCUUGGGAUUACAUUUAUAACUUCAUAGACCCCCAAAGAGAAAUUCUAUGUCUUGGCAAGUAAAACUUUUUGAUGGAAAUUAUCUACUACACCACCCUUGCAGAAUUAUAUACUCACUCUACUAUUUGCAGAAGGAUUAUAUAUUGUUGCACCCCCAGAGUGGAAUAUUGGAUAAAGAGCCUCAACUACUAUAAUAUUUUGUGGAAUUAUUAUCCUUAGAGCAGGGAUAAUAGUUACUGACAGGAAGUAAACAUGAAAAUUUUACUAUCACUAAGUUUGCUAGGACUUCUUAUUGGGUUUGGUAAUAUGUCACACCCUAGCUAUUCAAUUAAGGUCAUAAAGGAAGGAUAUUUUGGCUGGGUGCAGUGGCUCACGCCUGUAAUUUCAGCACUUUGGGAGGCCAAGGUGGCUGGAUCACGAGGUCAGGAGUUCAAGACCAGCCUGGCCAAGAUGGUCCUGAGAUAGCUGGGAUUACAGGCAUGUGCCACCGUGCCCGGCUAAUUUUGUAUUUUUAGUAGAGACAGGGUUUCUCCAUGUUGGUCAAACUGGCCUCAAACUCCUGACCUCAGGUGAUCCAUUCACCUUGGCCUUCCAAAGUGCCGGGCAAGAUGGUGAAACCCUGUCUCUUUAUGAAAAAUACAAAAAUUUUUCAUAAAUUUCUGGGUGUGGUGGUCGGCACCUGUAAUCCCAGCUACUCGAGAGGCUGAGGCAGAGAAUUGCUUGAACCUGAGAGACUGAGUUUGCAGUUACCCGAGAUUGCACCACUGCACCCCAGCCUGGGUGAUAGAGCGAGACUCCAUCUCAAAAAAAAAAAAAAAGAUUUUAUAUAAGAAAGGAUCUUGGAUGGUAAAUUCUUGUCCUAAAAGGAAAUAACUGGUUGUUUAAAAAAGGGGUGUUUAGGACUAGUCAGAAAGUUUAAGCAUGUCAUAAAUGGUCUGUGGAAAUUGUGAAAGGAUCGAUAAUUGCUGGAAAAAUUUAGCCAAGGUUAACACUAAAGUUACUUUAGCCACCCAAAUUUAAUGCCAUUUAUCCUAAAAAGAACGUUACUCUUUUUUUUUUUGAGAUGGAGUCUCACUCUGUUGCUCAGGCUAGAGUGCAAUGGCUCAAUCUUGGCUCACUCCCCGAUUCAAGCAAUUCUCCUGCCUCAGCCUCCUGAGUAGCUGAGAUUACAGGCACCCACCAUCAUGCUUGGCUAAUUUUUGUAUUUUUGUAGAAACGGGGUUUCACCAUGUUGGCCAGGCUGGUCUUGAACUCCUGACCUCAGGUGGUCUGCCUGCCUUGGCCUCCCAAAGUGCUGGGAUUGCAGGCAUGACCCACUGUGUCUGGCUAAAGAAUGUUAUUUUUAUCUUAAUGUUUCUGGUAAAGUACAGCAACAUUUGGUGGAGGCAAACAAGUAUUACAAUCCAUUAGAAUAGCGAACAGGUAUCAAACUCUACUGUCAUGGUUAUGGCCUAUAGUACCCCCACUAAUAAUGGUAAUCUUAAUACUUAUAUUCAAACCCUAUAUUCUAAACCUUUUUGUAAAAUUUAUCUCUUUUCAUCUAGAAGCAAACUCCAAAUGGUGCUGCAGACAGAACCACCUACGGACACGCCUUUCUUCUGAGGACCUGUAGAUCGACCCCAGGAGGAGCCCUAAGUGCUGUUCCCAACACGACACUUCUUUUCAGCAGGAAGUAGCCAGAAAGAGUCAUUGUUUAACACCCCCUAAUGGCAGUUAGGGAUACCACUCUUGAGGAAUGUGUCACUAGUAGACACAGUUAUAAAGACUUGCUAAAGGAAUUUUUUAAUAGACAAUCCCCAUUUGAGUUUUAUAUGUCAUACUUGAUACUUGAAACAAAAAUUAUAACAGCACUUGAUAUUCAAAGCAAUUAUAUUUAAAACUGUAAAAAAUAAAAGGACUUAAAUGGGAGUAAUAUUUCCAUACUUC
Messenger RNA from Pongo pygmaeus (Bornean orangutan), 4128 nucleotides. RefSeq names its product POTE ankyrin domain family member A. The record is from RefSeq and is a predicted model, not a curated record. NCBI's taxonomy places the organism in Eukaryota, Metazoa, Chordata, Mammalia, Primates, Hominidae.